AUGGUCCAUCUGAUAGCUGAACUGACAUGUUGCUCUCUGGCACCAGCUCUCCUUUCAGGCAUUUGGGACAUGAGCAAGGUCAUGACGUCGGCUGACCAGUACCAGCAAAUGAUCAAAGAUUCAAAGUGCACUCGUUGGGACUUUGGACCAGAACUCUUGCUAAAGGUUCGGCAAAUGAUCGAAUGGUCAAAAGACGAUACUUAUCGGGAUUCAUUCUACACGCGCAAGGACCUGUUUCGACUCGAAAGUUCAACUGUCCAAGUCCUCGGGGUGCUUUCGGGCAGGCAAUACAAAUCUUGUCUUCAUAAAGCGGUUAGGCUCUUUCAGGUCGAUGCAGAAGAUCCCUUCUGGAAACCUGCAGUGGUCAACUUCAAACUGCUGAAGAGGGAUUCGAAUCGAAAGAAGAAGACAAGGCUCAUGCGUGAUGGGCCAACAUCGAAAAUGAUCUCCAGUGGACAAUCACGGCUGGCGACAUUGGCAGCCGACUCGUACAAUCAGCUGCACAAGUUUACUGUCAUGGGCGAACCACAAGCUGAAACUGGCAAUAGGGAGGACGACAUGCUGGCUUCAAUGUCUAAUGCCGGCAAGUACAUCAUUGGGAAAAUUCGGUGCCUCAAGGCAGGCGCGUCACAGACAACCGGGUCCAACUCACGUGCGGGGAACGGCUUCUUGGUAAUUCAAAGGCGGAUCUGGGAAACACUUCUUUGUAUCCUCAUGAUGCAGCAGUCUCGUUUUCUGGAGGAAUGCGCAACGCUGAAGGCAGGCCACAUUCGCGAAGAUGAGGUCGCCAAGCUGACAGAGGACAUGGUAGCCAACGACCGCGGACGAUCAAUCUUCGACAAAGCUGGAUGGUGGCAUUGCCUCUAUAACAACAGUGCAUACAAUCAGAAGGAUGUUUGGUCUCUGGUAAUGCUCGCUCACGCUAGACACGAAUACUUGUACACGGAUGGACGAUACGCUCUCAGGGCCCCCGAGUCCACCCCUUGGUACACAACCGACAGCUUCAUCCGUUUCGUACUCCGCUCGGCUAAUGUCACCCAAAGUGAUCCCUUCAAGAUGGACUGGGACAUUGCUCCCCGAACUUUCAACAAGGAGUGCAACUUGCCCGGUCGAUCGCUCAACCUGGAUGGUAAUCCGGCUCCGCCAAUGACUUUGCAGGAGGCACAGGAGGAGGAGGUUCGCCAAAUCACAGAGACGGUUAGAUCUGCUUGGGACCCCGCGGUGGCACAGCAUCUCAUCACAUUGGACGAAGCAGAGCUGAGUCCAGAUGUCUCAGCGGCUGAUGCAAUGCGUGGCCUCAGCAUUGAUCAAUCUCAGCCGGCUCAGGGGACUUCUGAAGCGCAAAGACCACCAGAGUCCCAGAAGGAUAAAGCACUCAUGCCACCACCAAACGCCCAGCCAUCAUCAGCGGCGAACAAAGAUAAUUCAGCUCCCCCCAGCAGUGAUCGGUCUGACUCGCCCAUCCCCCGCCGCAUAAAGAAAAAGGCACCCAGGCAACCCUCAACCCCUCCAAGCGAGCCUCAAGAUUCCUCAGUUUGUUCAGGAAAGAAUAGACAACCGACGCCUACACAGGACUCUGACGAUGAAGAAGAAGACGAAGAUGAAGAGGAAGACGAAGACGGAGACGAAAGCGCAGAGGAGAGAAACCGCAGGAGGAAAAGAGCCCAAGAUGGCCAAGGGGGUUGA
Molecule: messenger RNA, 1686 nt
Organism: Puccinia graminis f. sp. tritici CRL 75-36-700-3
Lineage: Eukaryota; Fungi; Basidiomycota; Pucciniomycetes; Pucciniales; Pucciniaceae
Exons: 6
Coding region: 1-1686 (561 amino acids)
Source: RefSeq, a predicted model, not a curated record